AUGGCAAAUCAGGUGAUCUCCGGGAUCAAGGAAACGGCUCAAGCAAUUACUGGUGCGGCUCGUCCGUGGGGCGAUUUCCUCGAUCUCUCAGCUUUCAGCUUCCCUUCCUCAUUCGCCGAUGCCACGACUCGCGUGACUCAGAACUUGACCCAUUUCCGAAUCAACUACUCUAUCAUCCUCUCUUCCCUCCUAGCUCUUACCCUAAUUACACGCCCGAUCGCUGUUCUCGCUUUCUUCGCCGUUGGUCUAUCUUGGUACUUCCUCUAUUUCGCUCGCGAGGAGCCGCUCACGAUCUUCGGCUUCACUGUCGACGACGGCGUCGUGGCGGUGCUUCUCUUCGGUCUCUCAAUCGCGUCUCUAGUCAGCACCGGAGUUUGGCUCAGAGCUCUCACCACCGUUGGAUUCGGCGUUCUGAUUUUGAUCCUACACGCCGCGCUUAGAGGAACGGAGGAUCUAGUGACAGACGAUCUGGAAUCACCUUAUGGACCUAUGCUCUCUACUGCCGGCGGUGGUAACGACGGCGCGCGUGGUGACUACAGUGGAAUAUGA
Microthlaspi erraticum is the source of this 549-nucleotide messenger RNA. Lineage: Eukaryota; Viridiplantae; Streptophyta; Magnoliopsida; Brassicales; Brassicaceae. The record is from the annotation of a GenBank genome assembly.